AUGGCGGCGAGUCGAGCUAGCAUCAAGCGAGCGGUUCUGGCAGCCCGACUCUUGAGAAAAACAGAAGAGUCUGCGGAUCCGAAAAAUCCGGAAGAUUCCAAGCCGGUCGGAGUGGCGGCCGGAGCGGCCGGAGCAGAAGGAUUCCGAGGAGGGUCUGUCGCCUCCAAGAUUCGGAUUCAGAAGCAGCUGACUCGACGAAGCAGCUCAGGUGGACUCUCGCCGUCGAAAUCUCGAAGCUUCGACGACGAGGGCGAAGCUCCAGACCCAGGCCAUCCAGGCCCAGGCGGCGCAGGCAGCGCAGGCGGCGCAGGCGGCGCAGGGUUGGCAGGCAGCCGUGCAGGCCAAGACAUUGGCGGGCAUCUUCGUUUAGAAGAUCUGGACGAUGCCGCGCACAGGAACAAGUCGCAGGAAGCUCACGCAGCACCUGUUUUCGGCGGCCUAGCUGCACUGAAGGUUAAGCAUCGCCUUCAGGCCCUUCACCAGGAGGCGAAGAAGAAGCAACCCGCGCUUCCAAGCAUUGGUCCUGCAAAUUUCUCUGUCACCAAUGCCUCUGCAGCUGACAAGAUUCCCGAAGUUCCGGUAACUGCCCCGAGCCAAAACCAAUCUGCCAACAGCAUGGCGGCUCUGGUGUCUGCUGCGAGGACCACUCUUCCAAAGUUUUCGGGAGCAGCAGAGGAGGAGGCAGAGAUCAAAGCUCUUCUUGGGGAGGUGGACAAGGACUUGCUCGACGUCCUGAAGGAGGUGAGCCGCGCUCUCACUUGGUUGUUCAACGAUUCGGAUACAGACUUCGACAAUCAGCUCACCUACAAACAGCUCAAG
Messenger RNA from Symbiodinium necroappetens, 819 nucleotides. Lineage: Eukaryota; Dinophyceae; Suessiales; Symbiodiniaceae. The record is from the annotation of a GenBank genome assembly.